Dermacentor andersoni is the source of this 1445-nucleotide messenger RNA. RefSeq lists its product as uncharacterized. NCBI's taxonomy places the organism in Eukaryota, Metazoa, Arthropoda, Arachnida, Ixodida, Ixodidae. The record is from RefSeq and is a predicted model, not a curated record.
UACUCUCAGCAGGCUAGGUUGCCUCGGACAGUACCUUCUGUAAAAGAAAUCCGCAAGCCGAAUCAAAAGGGGCUUACCAAAUCAGCCUGAUAUUGAAGAAACGUGAAGGCAUCUACGGUUGUUACCAAAGUUGGCCUUCAAGGCACUUAUUUGUCGUGAACCACAGCCAAGUAGCGACGUCCACAAGCCACAUCGGAAGAGGUUUUCUGAAUUACCCUGAUAGAAGAAACGUACUGUCAUCUACGGUUUUUACAAAACCUUAUCGUCAAGGCUCAAGCCCAAAAGAUCCCGACUAUGACGUACGAUCCGCAUAAGGGUAUGUCAACCGGAAUGCUCGAGUACUACCUUGGCAUUACUCGUAAAAACGGAUAUCAUUGCGUCUUACCGUAUGGCAUAAAGUUCGAAAAAUACGGCACUUUCAUGAAAGGCAAGGUUACACCGCCCUUGUAUAAUGGCUUGACAUUUCGGGUGUUCUUUUACAUUCAACAAGGGAGAACGACCUCAGAGGUUAUACUUGCCUUGAAUUCACCAGACUCACAAGUAUUUUACACAGCAAGUGCAGUAGGCAAAGGAACUGGAACGUGCGACGGAUAUACCGCCAAUGGCGUCCAUAUCUUUUGCUAUAUGUUCGCUGAUUAUGACGCAGGCGACUAUUUGUCCGUAGGCAUUCAAGUAGAGGGCGCAGGUAAUAUCCUCAAGGGAUCUCUGAACGGCAGUUAUGGCAAGAAAUAUACUAUGGCCAAGAUUUCUGAUAUUAAAACAUGGUAUUUCAAAAUUGUUCCUAACAACAACAUCGCGACAUCCAUCCAUGUAUACGAUGAGCCGGGAAAAGAUUUUCCAACUGAUGGCCUCGGUAGUGAAUAUUUUCUAGAAUCUAUCAACCUUUCUGUCGGAUCAUACGGCAUUUUUCAUGUGUUAUACGGGGCCGGCAGCGGAGAACUCACAAUUGCAUUCAAUGAUGAAUACAGCAAAAAGAGCCACUAUUACGCAUCCACAGGGUUGUCCCCGGGAGAUCUGUUCACAGUAUAUAUUCGCAACACGCCUACUGGUUGGCUUCUGCACCCAAGUUUUCAGGCAACAGCGGAUCUCGUACAGCGUGACAAGUAUCACGAUCUCAUCUCACCUAUAUUUACCCCUGCAAGCAUCAUAAGGACGUACUUGGAAUCUGGCAAGUAGACCUAAUUGCUGCCAUCGCAGGAGUAAACGGAUACUGCUCAAUUAUUAUUCAGGCUUGUUUCCUUCAGGUUCUUAUUUAUAAAGCCCCGUCGCCCACUCCACCAUCUGAAGUAGUUCUUUAGCUGAAUGAGUGAUAACGUUAUGCAACAGGAUUGUGAAAAGUGUGAAGACGAAUCUUAAAUCAUUUGAACACGCCAUCUAAUGACUCAUUGCAUCCAACCACAAAUCCAAUAACAGCCAAAUAAAGUGAGCAUUUUUUUUUAUUCCAA